Diversispora eburnea is the source of this 1344-nucleotide messenger RNA. NCBI's taxonomy places the organism in Eukaryota, Fungi, Glomeromycota, Glomeromycetes, Diversisporales, Diversisporaceae. The record is from the annotation of a GenBank genome assembly.
AUGAUGUUGCGUAGUAAGAACUUGAGUACAUUCUUCGGUAUCAAGAAAAUUGAAAUUAAAAAUGUAAUUGGAUUUUUAGACACAAAUGUGCAAAAUGUACGUUAUUAUUCUCAUACGCCAAAACCUUUAGAAGGAAUUCGUGUUUUAGAAUUAGGACAGUUAAUCGCUGGUCCAUUUUGCGGAACAAUUCUUGGAUAUUAUGGUGCAGAAGUGAUAAAGAUAGAACCGCCAGAAAUGGGAGAUCCUAUUCGGAUUUGGCGGAAAAUUGAUAUUGAUGGAAUUGGUCCUUGGUUUCGGUCAAUUGGUAGAAACAAGAAAUCGUGCGAGAUUAAUCUACGAACUGAAGAAGGAAUAAAACUUGCUCGUCAAUUGGCAGAUAAAAGUGAUGUUUUAAUUGAAAAUUUUCGACCUGGAGUUAUGGAAAAAUGGGGACUUGGUCCUGAUGAAUUAUAUAAAACAAAUCCUUCGUUGAUUUAUACACGUGUUUCUGGCUUUGGGCAAACAGGUCCUUACGCAAAGAAACCUGGUUUUGCAUCAGUAUGCGAGGCAAUGGCAGGUUAUCGCUAUAUUAAUGGAUUUCCUGGUCAACCGCCAGUACGUCAAAAUAUUUCAAUGGGUGAUUCUAUAGCUGGAUUGACUGCUGCAUUUGGUACGGUUAUGGGUCUUUUGGCGAGAAAUAAACUCGCAUCAAAUGCUAUUUCGGGGCAAGUAAUUGAUGUAGCAAUUUAUGAAAGCAUAUUUAAUAUGAUGGAAGGAAUUUUACCCGAAUACGAUAGAUUUGGAGAAAUAAGACAACCUUCCGGUACAUCUGUAACUGGUAUCGUGCCAACAAAUGCUUACCCUUGUUCAGAUUCUAAAAAUGUAAUUAUUGGUGGAAAUUCAGAUACAAUAUACAAGCGACUAAUGAAGGUUAUUGGGAGAGAGGAUCUUGCUACUGAACAAUAUGCAACAAACAAAGAACGCGUUCAACAUAAAGAUUUAAUUGAUAAUGCAAUAUCAGAUUGGUCGCGUAAGCAUACUUCUAAAGAAGUGAUUGAAAAAUUAGAGAAAGAUAACAUUCCAUGUGGGCCUAUUUAUAAUAUUCAAGAUAUUGUUGAAGAUGAACAUGUUCAAUCACGUGGUAUACUUGAAACUGUUAGAGUGAAUGAAAAUAAAGAAAAUGGUGGUUGGGAUUUAAAGAUUCCGGCCAUAACACCAAAACUAAGCGCAACGCCUGGUGAAACAAUUUGGGCCGGACCAGAUUUAGGACAACAUAACCGUGAAAUUCUUAUGGAUAUUUUAGGAUUAGAAGAAAAAGAAAUUAAAAAACUACAAGAUAAUAAGAUUAUUGGUAAAACUUUAUGA